AUGGAUGAGCCAUCACCUAAGCCAAUCUUGAGCAGUAAAGAAUGCAGACGUUGGGAAGACAGAGGUUUUGUUAGAAAAUUGAAGCUAAGGUGUGUAGCUCCCAGGUUGUCACACAACAGUCUUGGUGGAGAUGGAAUUGGGAGACAAAGUUCUUUGAACAGAGACAACAACCAAACUGUUUCAGACGUAGCAGUGGCAAGUGAACGGAAGUGUGAGAUGGAAAAAACCAAUACUAUUGAGGAAUUUUUGACCAGAUCAGAAUUGAGCCAACAUGAUGAAGGGGAUUGUUUGCCAUCAGAAUUCGAGCCUCAAUUACCGGCACAGGUUAAAUUAGAUGACAGACCACUUGGUACAGGACAACUACUGAACUGUUGGGAAAUGUUAUCUGUUCAUGAUCAGGUCGAUUUUCAGAAACAAUAUGGGGACUUGGCACAUUUACUGAAAAUUAGGGUCCAACAUGCCUGUUUUCAAGCCAUGAUAGGUUUUUGGGAUCCAGAAUAUCGGUGUUUCACUUUUGAUACUGUGGAUAUGACUCCUACUAUCGAGGAGUAUGGAUCUUUGCUAAAUUGUCCCAAGUCAGAAAAGGUGUACUUUUACACACCUAUAGAGCAUGCACUUUCUAACUUUGCUUGGAUUACCCAGAUAGACUGUCAACUAGCAAAAUCACAUGCAACUAAACGAGGAAACAGCCAGGGUUGGUUUUGGAAUGAGCUAGAAGCCAUAUUCAAGAGGAGACUACAUGAUGAAAGCAAUGAAAUUCGAUUGAGAAUUUUGGCCUUGGGCAUAUAUGGUUUGGUUCUUUUCCCAUCUGCCAAGGGAAUGAUCGAUUUUGAGGUUGUUAAUGUAUUUAAAAAUGUGGUGACCCUUAAAAUUAAUCCUGCUACAGCAAUAUUGGCAGAAACUCUCUCAUCCUUGAAUUAUUGUAGAAAAGCCGGAAAAGGUCGUUUAAGAUGUUGCUUGCAGCUUUUGUUUGUCUGGACUGUGAGUCACAUGAUUGAGGGGAAGAUUUCAGGUUUGGUUGGUACCCCAUGGCAUCUUUAUUCUAAGUUGGAGAAUUUUGCUGAAAAACAUUUGCAUGAAGUAGGAAGAACUACAUGGGAAUCAAUGUUUCUGAGUUUGAGUAAAUCUCAAUUUCAUUGGAGGAGUCGAUAUUCUUACUUCAAAUCUUAUCUGGCAUAUUGUGGUGAGUACCCAUGGGUCCCGUUGAUAGGAGCCCGCUGCUGUAUUAGUUAUUGUCCUAACAUGGUUUUACGACAGUUUGGAUUUGAGCAGUUUAUUCCAAGGACUACCGAGCUGGCAACAUUCUAUGAAGAUUUCAAGACCUCGAAGAAAUUAUUAGAGUCAGUGAAAAAGGCAUGGAAGCAUCCUGGUAGGGUUACUUCUGUUAAGAGGGUAGAAGGAAAAACAACUAAAGGAUAUCCAAUAUGGCAGAAGAAGAGAGGGAAAGGGUACAAAGUUCCUCCAUUUGAAGGGCCAUCCAGGUCUGUGAUUCAGUCUGCUGAAGACAUACAUGAAGAGGUUUGUGCUCAACAAGAAUCUUACAACCUAGAUUUGAAUUCUGAAGUAGAAGAGUUAACGGCUAAAAAAAGAAAGUUAGCAUCUAAUCUAGCCAUCCGAGAAAAAGCAUUGGCUAUCACGAAACAGGAAAAGGAUGACUUGUCAACUCAGCUACAACAUCAACAACUUGAGUUCCAGCGACUACAAGAAAAAUAUGCAUUUCUGUCAGAAGAUAAGAGGAAGCAAGAUGUCAACAUGAAGAGAUGGGUUAAAAGAGCAUCAAAAUCUGAGGAAAUAGCAUUAAAGUUGGAAGAGGUGAACCAUUUGCUUUCCAUUGAGCAAACCUUAUCAUCAGAAAAAGAAAAUGCAAAAAAAGAAGCAGAAUGUUGGGCUUCUGAAGCUAUGCGCUAUCAUGUACAAGCAGAUGAUGCCAAGAAUUAUGCUUCAGGAUUAAGAAGCAUGGCCCAACAAAUAGCAGAUGGUGAACCAAUGACUAGAAAUGAAUUCCAUCAGUUUUUUGGGCUAAUCAGAGAUGGGAUUAAUGAGAUAGCAGCACUAGUAUCCAAGUCUGGAGAAGAUACCUCUACUCAGCCAACGGUUGCAACUCCAUCUAUAUCUACUCCAGUAGCUCCUUUCGUGUUCACUUCUCAAAAUCUAGGGGCAAAUCCUUCUUCAUCUGAACAGCAGUUCAGUGUCAAUGUUCCACCAGCACAAGUGCCGAUCAUAAACUUGACAACUGAUGACUCACAUAGGAUGAGAUACUCUAAACCUGUUGAUUAUGACAAAUUGACCGCUCUAGAAGAAAGAUUAAGAGCAGUCGAAGGGGCAGACUUAUAUGAUCCUGUUCAUGCUGCAGAGAUGUGUUUAGUCCCAAAUGUAGCUGUACCCAAAGAAUUUAGGGUACCGGAAUUUAUCAAGAUAGAACAAGCAAUAAGAAUGGGGAGAAUGUUAGAGCCUACUGAGAAGAAAGGCUUUAUCGAGAAAAAGAAGGAGUCUGAGGUGAACAAUAUGGAAGGAGGGUACAAGGGUAAGAAGAAAAAUUACCAUCACUAUAACUUCCAAAGACCUACCCAACAAGUUGCAAGUUUGUUGAGUAUUGGGCAAGUGGCCCCUGUUCCUUUAACCCCACUACAACCUCCAUACCCAAAUUGGUAUAAGCCUGAUAUGACAUGUGAAUAUCAUGCUGGCAUUGCUGGGCAUAACAUUGAAAGCUGUAAUGCAUUCAAAAACAAGCUCCUUCAAUUGAUAAAAGCUGGAUGGAUAACUUUUGAUGAUGCACCGAAUGUGAAUUCCAACCCUUUACCUAAUCAUGCUACAAGCAGUGGAGGGGUGAAUGCUAUCGGAGUAGAGGGUAAGAAGGAAAGAACUUUGAAGGUUUCCAUGGAAAAACUGUACGGUAUGAUGGUACAGUCUGGAUAUUUAUCCGAGUUUGAACCAGUAAUGAAUGGAAAUAAUUACUGUAAGUUUCAUGCCAAGGUGGGACAUCACAUUGAUGAUUGCGAAGAAUUUCACCAAAGAGUGAAAAGGAUGCUGAUUUUCGGCAUGAUACGGAUAGAAAGUGAAGAAGAAAGCAGUGAAGUGGGGAUGAUAGGCGGCCAGGAGAAAAAAAGAGAGGUUUGUAGACUCCAACCAACUGUGGGUGGUCCGCCAAAACUAAUCCUAAUCAAGCCUGUAUGUACCAAUAAUGGAAGUUAUGGCACAAUGCCUUACAAUUAUUGGUAUGCUUUCAACGUUAAAAAUCCUACUCCUGUCUUCCAUACAGAAAUCGGUGGUUUAACUCGAAGUGGUCGUUGUUUUACACCAGAAGAAUUAGAGAGGCAGAGGAAAGCUAAAGGAAAAGAAACAGUUGAGGCUUUUAAAGAUAUGGAAGUGAACAAACCCAUAAGUGAAGAGGAGUCUAAUGAAUUUCUGAAGUUGAUGAAGCAUAGUGAGUAUAGUAUAGUAGAUCAGUUGAAGAAAACUCCUGCUAGAAUCUCUUUAAUGUCACUUAUCUUGAGUUUUGAGUUACACCGUAAAGCGUUGCAAAAGGUGUUGAAUGAAGCAUAUGUGCCACAGGAUAUUACUCAGGAUACAAUGGAGCAUUUGGUGGGAAGAAUUCAAGCCUCCAAUUACUUAUAUUUCACUAAAGAUGAGCUAGACCCGGAAGGGACUGGGCAUAACAAGCCCUUGUAUAUCACUGUGAAAUAUAAGGACUGUCUGAUUGGCAAAGUGCUUGUGGAUAAUGGUUCAGCUUUGAAUGUGCUACCAAGGUAUAUGCUGGAUGAGAUGCCAAUUGAUGCUACUCAUAUGAGGCCAAGUACUAUGACGGCUAGAGCAUAUGAUGUGAUGGAUAUCCAUCCUUCCUAUAGCAUGUUAUUAGGAAGGUCAUGGAUACACGCCUCUAGGGCUGUGACAUCAUCUCUACACCAAUGCCUGAAGUACAUCAUCAAUGGUACUUUAGUGAAAGUUGAGGCAGAAGAAACCUUGUCCAUGAUAAGGAAUGUGGCGGUCCCUUAUAUUGAAGCAGAAGAUUGCAAAGAUGGAGAUCUCCAUGCCUUCGAGAUUGUGAACACCGAAUGGGUACCGGAGAAUACUGUGUUAAGAAGACCAGCUAUUUCUAGUACUGCUAGAAUGAUAGCUAAAUGCUUUUUAAAACAUGGGCUGCCAUUCCAGAAUGAUCUAAUUGCUGGAAAUCAUAAAAGAGUCAACAUGAUGAAAAUUAAGGCCGUUGAUAAGAGGUUUGGGCUUGGCUUCAAGCCUAAGAAAGAUGAUCAUAAGAGAGCUGCUAGGAUAAAGCGAGAGAGAAGGUUGGCCAGAAUAGAAGGAAGAAAGCCAAAGGAAGAAGACAUUGCAAUCCCACCUAUCCAUGUUUCUUUUCCAAAGUCAGCAUAUGUGAUGAAACCUGAAAACAUGAUGGAAGUCUUGGGACAGAAACUUGCUGUCAUGGAUAUCAACAAUGUAGAAGAAGGUGAAGAGAAAGGCUGGAACUGUGAUGAUGAGCCAAUAACAAUAAAAGAAGAUGAAUUGUUACCACAGUUAACUGUCCAUGCUCUAGAAGAAGCUCCAACCAACGCCUUUGUGCGAAAGCUUUCAGUUGAAGAAGUAUUCCAGAAUUGGGAGAUUGAAGAAGCCCCAAUUUCGGAGCAUGCUUGGAAACCUGCGAAGGAAGAACUAGAGGUGAUAAAUGUAGGCACCGAGCAAGAUAAAAGAGAGUUAAAGAUUGGAACUCUGAUCACUACAGAAGAAAGAUGCAGUUUAACCUCAUUACUACAAGAGUAUAUCGAUGUGUUUGCCUGGUCUUAUACAGAUAUGCCUGGUUUAGACAUUGAUAUUGUAGUACACAGAUUACCUUUGAUAGAAGGAUGUAAACCUGUUAAGCAGAAAUUAAGAAGAACUCGCCCAGAUAUUAUGCUCAAAGUCAAGGCAGAGAUAGAGAAGCAGUGGGAUGCUGGUUUUCUAGAAGUUAUUAAAUACCCUCAAUGGGUAUCUAAUAUAGUGGUGGUACUAAAAAAAGAUAAUAAAAUCAGAGUAUGUGUAGAUUUCAGGGAUCUAAACAAAGCCAGUCCGAAGGAUGAUUUUCCUUUGCCUCACAUAGAUGUCCUGGUAGACAAUGCUGCUAGGAGUUCAACUUACUCCUUCAUGGAUGGAUUUUCCGGUUAUAACCAGAUUAAAAUGGCUGAAGAAGAUAAAGAGAAGACCACUUUUGUCACACCAUGGGGAACAUUCUGCUACAAAGUGAUGCCAUUCGGGUUGAAGAAUGCUGGAGCCACGUAUCAAAGGGCAAUGGUGACACUUUUCCAUGAUAUGAUGCAUAAAGAGAUUGAAGUGUAUGUGGAUGAUAUGAUUGCCAAGUCUAAGAAUGAAGAAGAUCAUGUUCAGGUUCUAAGAAAAUUAUUUGAAAGACUAAGAAAGUAUCAGUUGAAGCUGAAUCCUUCAAAAUGCUCGUUUGGGGUAAAGUCUGGAAAGUUGCUAGGAUUUGUGAUAAGCAAUAAAGGAAUAGAGGUCGAUCCUGAUAAAGUGAAAGCAAUUCAGGCUAUGACGGUUCCUAAGACCGAGAAAGAAGUAAGAGGUUUCUUAGGACGUUUGAAUUACAUUGCUUGAUUCAUAUCUCAGUUAACAACAACAUGUGAGCCAAUUUUUCGAUUACUUCGGAAAAAGAACCCUGGUAUAUGGGACAAAGAUUGUCAAGAGGCUUUUGAUAAAAUAAAGCAAUACUUACAGAAUCCACCUUUACUCGUGCCCCCUGUGCCUGGAAGACCUUUGAUCUUGUAUUUGACAGUAACUGAGGUAGCAAUGGGCUGUGUGUUAGGACAACAUGAUGAGUCUGGAAGAAAGGAGCAAGCUAUCUAUUAUCUGAGUAAGAAGUUUACAGAUUGUGAAUCCAGAUAUACUAUGACUGAGAAGCUAUGUUGUGCUCUUGUAUGGAGUACGAAGCGUCUUCGACAAUAUAUGUUGUAUUAUACCACCUGGUUGAUCUCAAAAAUGGAUCCUCUUAAAUACAUCUUUGAGAAACCCUACUUGUCAAGCCGAAUAGCAAGAUGGCAAGUGAUGUUGGCUGAGUAUGACAUUGUAUACAAGACAAGAAAAUCUGUAAAAGGAAGUGUAAUUGCUGAUCAUCUAGCAGAUAAUGCUAUCAAUGACUAUGAGCCUUUGAAAUUUGACUUCCCGGAUGAGGAUGUGUUGAUAGUAGAAGAGGACAAAGAAAAGGAUGAUUGGUGGAUCAUGUAUUUUGAUGGGGCAGUGAAUGUUUCUGGUAAUGGAGCAGGCGCUGUGAUAAUCUCACCUGACAAGAAGCAAUAUCCCGUCUCAGUCAAACUACAAUUUGAAUGCACUAACAAUACUGCUGAAUAUGAGGCUUGUAUCCUUGGAUUAGAAGCUGCUUUGGAGAUGAAAAUAAAGAAGCUUGAUGUCUAUGGGGAUUCAAUGUUAAUAAUCUGUCAAGUGAAAGGUGAAUGACAGACCAAGGAGGAAAAAUUGAUACCAUAUCAACAAUAUCUCUCGAAACUGACUGAGGGCUUUGAUGAGAUAGAUUUUACCCACAUGGGAAGAGACAAAAACCAGUUUGCUGAUGCUUUGGCAACCUUAGCUUCUAUGGCCAAAACUGAUUACGGAGUAAGGGUACAACCAAUCUGCAUUGAGAUUAGAAAUUUUCCAGCUCAUUGUUGUUCAAUUGAAGGAGAAAUAGAUGGGAACCCAUGGUUUUAUGACAUCAAGCAGUUUAUCCAAUAUCAAGAGUAUCCCUUGGGGGCAUCCAAAGCAGAUAUGAAGACCUUGAGAAGGUUAGCUCUGGAAUUUUACCUGGAUGGAGAAAUUCUA
Molecule: messenger RNA, 6792 nt
Organism: Populus euphratica (Euphrates poplar)
Lineage: Eukaryota; Viridiplantae; Streptophyta; Magnoliopsida; Malpighiales; Salicaceae
Source: RefSeq, a predicted model, not a curated record